Liolophura sinensis is the source of this 6178-nucleotide messenger RNA. RefSeq lists its product as uncharacterized. The transcript has 16 exons. Bases 1 to 3915 code for a protein of 1304 amino acids. The record is from RefSeq and is a predicted model, not a curated record. NCBI's taxonomy places the organism in Eukaryota, Metazoa, Mollusca, Polyplacophora, Chitonida, Chitonidae. Gene Ontology annotation, molecular function: metal ion binding.
AUGGGUAAUGGAAAUGCAGCUAAAGCAGACACCUGUAAUCAGCCAUGGACUAUGGAGAACCCUUGCCGCAUGCAGUUGAAUGAAACUGAGAAAGGACCAUCACACUGUGAUAAUAUAUCAGAUAAGUAUGAAGACGGGAGGAUUAUGGAGGACUCUGAUACAGAUAACUGUUUAGAAGGACCAAAUGAGGAAAGUGUGGAUAUUGAUAGAACAUAUAUGACUGUGGAUGAAGCAGAUUGUGGGACUAGUUUUCUUUGUGCUACCAUGGAUGAAACCGGUGAAUGUGAGCCUUCAGGAAGGAUGUGUUUUGGUCCAGCUGACAAUACAUCUUUGACGGAGGAAAGUGGUUUAGUUGUCGGAGGAACCGCUGACAUUGAAGAGCUUGAGGAAUGCGAGGAUGAUGAAAAGUCUGCUGAUGUGGCGGUGAUCUCAUCAGAGGGCUCCAGUCCUGCUCAGGGCGUUAAGACUGGUAUAGACACUGACCCGACUAUAGAAGACAUAUUGGCUUCUGUAGACACUGACCCGACUAUAGGAGACAGAUUGGCUUCUGUAGACACUGACCCGACUAUAGAAGACAUAUUGGCUUCUGUUGACACUGACCCGACUAUAGGAGACAGAUUGGCUUCUGUAGACACUGACCCUACCAUAGAAAACAGAUUGGCUUCUGUAGACACUGACCCGACUAUAGAAGGCAGAUUGGCCUGUGUAGGCACUGACCCGACUAUAGGAGACAGAUUGGCUUCUGUAGACACUGACCCUACCAUAGAAAACAGAUUGGCUUCUGUAGACACUGACCCGACUAUAGAAGGCAGAUUGGCCUGUGUAGGCACUGACCCGACUAUAGGAGACAGAUUGGCUUCUGUAGACACUGACCCUACCAUAGAAAACAGAUUGGCUUCUGUAGACACUGACCCGACUAUAGAAGGCAGAUUGGCCUGUGUAGACACUGACCCGACUAUAGAAGGCAGAUUGGCCUGUGUAGGCACUGACCCGACUAUAGAAAACAGAUUGGCUUCUGUAGACUCUGACCCUACUAUAGAAGACAGAAUGGCUGCAGAGCCAGAUUCCCACCAGGCAGAGCUUACUACAUCAGCUAAGCGCAUGGUCCAGCAAAAUAUACCAAGAUCUCCAGUUUUUCCUGCUCGAGAAAAAACCCCUAAGCCAAGACGAAAAUGGAUGUGGCAGACAAGGGAGAUAUGUUAUGAGAGCUCUGAUUCAGAUGACGAUGAUGUGGUUUCUAUUCUUGCUCCGUCAGAGGCCAGCUUCCUCCAGGAAGAAGGAGAUCUAUCUCAGCCAUUUUGGAAUGAGGAUGUGACAGACAUGGAUGCAUUCAACAAUGAUAUACCAGACUUAGCUACCAGUCAAACCACACCACCCUUAACCCAUUCCAAACUCACAAGUGAUCAGUCUCCCUUUAGAGAUUUCAAAAUACCUGUGAAGACAACCAAGGCCGUCAUGGGACCGCCAGCCAAAGUGCCAAAGUCUCCGAUCACCUUGGGUGCUGUCCAAAGUGUGGUGAUGGGGAAAAUAGUGAAGAAGAGCUUGCUUGGAGAAAAGGCAAAGGUGCCUCCUCAAGUUUGCCCGCCAGAGUUCUUCAACUUUCCGAACUGCUUUCCACCAAAUCACUGCAUUGAAUAUUUGCUGAAUGGCGAGUGUAAAGCAGGAACAGGCUGCAAAUUUCAAAAGCACACAUUCAUCAGCAAGAACGAUGGUGUUAAAAUGGCUAUAAAGGGAAUUGAAGCUUACCAGAAGGGCGAGCUAAAGAAUGCAUUACUGGCCUAUCGGAGCUUGAUGCUGUUGGAUGUGGCCCCACCCGCUGAGGGCAUUAUUCUGAGCCUACUUCACCACUGUUGUAAGCAAGGAGCUGCGUCCGAGGCUUUGGCUAUCCUCACAGAUAUUUGUUUUGGUCGUUAUCUCAGGGCCAGUAUGUGGACCAAACUAUACCAGCUGUUUGCAGAAGACAAAAUGAAAUACAGAGAACAUAUCAGUCUACUAUUAAAGGCAAUGAUCAGCUUCCAGUUGCGACCAGAACACAACUGUAUGUUAGACAUACUAAGGUGUUGUAUGGAUGGUUUAUUAUGGGAGGACCUGUGGAAAGCACUGACCUACUGCCAUGAGUGGUUCCAGGUCUCCCUAAACAUGAAGACCAGUGCCCUACAGGCUCUCAAGAAUGACCCCAAGCACCUGUUACCCUUAGCAGCGCCAUGGAUCAAGGCUCAAGACGUUACCAGCCUGACCUUGAUACGCAAAGAUCUUUUGAGGACAUUGACUUCAGAAUGCCAUAGCCUUGGACUCCCAAUCUGUGCCCAGAUUUUCUCCAAGGCCUUCACAGCAUCACUAGACCCCAGGAGAGAUUUGGCCUCAAGGUAUGGGAAGUCUGCUUUGGAAGGUGCCACUGACAUUACCUGUCAUGAGCAGAUCUCUGGUCUGGCAAAUAGUGACAGUAUUCUUAGCAGGAUAAAGGGCUGUGGAGUGACCUGUAAUUGGCUGUACCUGGGUGAGCUGUUUGUGGAGGUGUGCCAGGAAGAGGUAAACGCCUUUGAUCCAGUCCUGCACAAGGCUUUCCUGGACACACUAUUAAAGGACCAACCUGCAGCUACAACAACAACAGGUUAUAAGACCUUUGUGGAGACUGCAUUGAAGGCUGCUCUUACGGAGGAUGCCCAAGGUUGUCUGAACAAGGAAUUCUUGGCUAAGAUAGGUGUGGAGCUGUUAGCCUUCUUCUACUCACACAAUGGCUGGAAGCAUGGGAUGGACAUUCUGUUCGCACUGGAAGAAAAUCAGCUCAACAGUUAUCUGACCAUGAAGCUUGAUGACCAGGCCAUGGAUGUCAGCAUCAUGGCUGUGGAAACCGCCCUCUACAAGAUGCAUCCUUCAUUUGCCAUCAGCAUUUUGAAUAGGUGUUUUUCUGGUCAGAUUUGCGGUGCCAUGUUCCUCUCCUCUUCCCUGCCAGUGAAGAAGUUCAAACACUGCCUACAUCUGUUCAGAGUGCUUGUGGACCAGCUGUUAAAUAAGAAUAUGAGAGAGGAAAUACUGGAGCUGAUGAGAGUCACUUUAGAGAAGUGUCCUGGACUGAGGGAUUCACUACAGGAAACAGGAGAUUUGGCCAGCAGCACUAUUUGUCGUAUAUUAAAUGACAAAGAAGUGAAGAUAGCUGAAGAAUUGUUCAAGCUGUCAUGUGACUACAGACUGCCAGUCCAGCCCUUAGUGGUGCGUGCCCUGCUCGUGGGCUGCAGCGAGGUGCGCUGGUCUACCAAGGUGGCCGAUCUCUUCACAUUCUGCCAGCGGAACAUUUACAGUAAACAAAACGUGGAAGAGCUGCCCAGGUCAGUUCAGAUCGAUGCUCUCCUGAGUGAGGUGGAGAUGAGGCUGAUCAUAGAGGACUACCUGUAUCAGGUGUACAGGAUCCUAUGUGACAAGAGAGCUAGGCAGAUACCAUAUGAUGAGGGAGAAUUCCACCUGCACAUCAUGGUGACCAGUAGUAUAGACCCCUACACUGAGCACACUUACCUGCCCGCCUGCAGGCCCAACGCAGUCCACCGGGCUAAGGAGUCCUUACUCUCCAUCCUUCAUGAGCAUUUCAAGUUCCAGGCUCAUGUGGCAAUGCCGAGAGUGAUCCGCGUCUCACCAGAGUCAGUGCAGCAGUAUUUCAUAGUGCUUGAUGGCUCCCGUGCAGCUCCCCAGAGGCCAGUUCCCCUGCACCCAGUUGCUCCGCACCCACUUCCUCCACAUCCAGCAGUUCCGCCCAUUCAGGGACGAGUGCCAAUGGGCCGGGCACAUGGAGAAAUGGCUGGGUACCCAGGAGGUGUACGGCCAGGUCGGAGAAGGCCACGCUCACUUCAUCCCAGGGGGCGGGGACCGGGAUACAUCAGACCACAUGAAAAGCCCAGGUACCCUCCAGCUGGCAAUAACUAACCCACACUGGUCAGUGGUUGUCUCAUUGUGUUCAUGACGACCUCUGACGGGGCUAGAUACCUUCCAGCUGGCAGUAACUAACCCACACAGGUCAGCGGUUGACUCUGUUUUCAUGACAACCUCAGACAGGUCCUGACACCUUCCAGCUGGCAGUAAUUUACCCACACAGGUCAGUGGUUGUCUUAGUGUUUUCAUGUCAAGCUCAGACAGGUCCAGAUACCUUUCAGCUGGUAAUAAUUACUAAUUUGAAAAAUCAUGUUAUGUUUUUUAAUUAUUGCAAAUUAUGAUUAAUAUUUUCAGGUUCAUAAUGUCAGAAUGAGUCUUCAUCCAAAUCUCUGUAUUGCUGUCACAUAAUAUGCGUAUUUCAGUUGUCUGUAAAUAUAGCUUGGACAGACAGGGAGUCAUGUCAUCAAAAGGAAUUAUGUAAUAUACAUUUUUGUGUGUGAGAUUAUCCUGUCUUCAUGUACAUGCAGUUGUUUGAUCAUUCAUGGAAGAACAUUUGAAGGUACAUGUAGGUAACACUACUGUGGAGAUCUGGAUUUACAUACAGUCCUUGUAUCAUUUGUCUUGACGUUUUUAUCUGAAACGCGUUGAUCGUGUCCAGAACAUAGGAGCAGGCUCUGAAGAAAUCAAACCUCAGGAGAGUCCUGGACACAAGUUGGGUUCAGUUUACAUCGUAUUGUAGGAUUUAUGUCAGUAUUACACAAAUGCAAUCUUUGUUCAUUCCAGAGAACAAAGAACAAAUGAAAUUUAAGAUCAAAUUCAUGUGUUAUAUCAGAUAGUUACAAAGAAGGGUAAAACUAUGACUUUGAUGUCAGAGUUUAAUAAACUUAAAUUUUCCAAUAAUUUAUGUUAUAUGAUCCAGUGAUUGUUAUUGGAUCUGCAUUUUUGUUUUUAUUUUCAGUAUUUUCAAAGGAUUUGAAAAAUGAUACGGUUUUAUGAAAUACUGUUGUUGAUGCAGAGUAGUGCAUAACAUGUAAAUAGGAAGAUGUUUUAUGCAUUUAAAAGUUACUUCAUCUUUCUCUAUGGAAGUGGCAGAUGGCUACUCUGGUAAUACAUUGCUUUCUUUUCUUCAGCCACUUUUGGUAAUUUCUUAAUUACAUGAUACUCUACUCAGUUUUUUAGUGGCAACUUUUUUAGAUAUUUUGUUCUGCAGAUGACCUGCAACGUAACCACUGUGAUACGCAGGAAUUGUGUUCAAUCUGAACAUGGUGUAUACGUUUGAAUGUAACAACAUGUGUAGAUUUGUAGGUGUAUUAUUCCGACAAUCACUGCUACCUUGGGGGAUCACCUUGUUGAUCCCCCAAGUGGUUUAAUUAUCAAGUGGUUUAAUGGGCAAUUACAUUGCCUAAGAAUGUCAUCAUGUAGUAUUUAUAGUUACUGCAAUAGGUCUUCUUCUUAAGUUGAUUAUAAUCAUUUUAAAGCAAGUGUUUUACCAUGCAAAUUUACCAUGCAUUUCUUAACAGACAUCAGUUUUGCGUUGUUGAUGAAGCUCACAUUUUAGGUAUGUUGGGGUUACUUUGCAUUGUGAUAUUAGAUCCCCAUAAACGUAUCAUCACUUGUUAUUGUUCAUUGAUGUGGCCAGCUCAGGUGUUAAGUAAUCAGAUUCUGCCAUGGAUGUUAGAUCAGUACAGUUUCACCCAGGGGAAUGUAUGAUGUUAACCCUGUUUGUGUCAGAUUCUGUUGUGUGUCAUACUCUUCAGCAGAAAGCAGAGUGUACCAUAGGGUGUGUUGUGUACAUUAGUGUAUGGCAGCAUCACUGGUAUGUGGUGUGGUGGACAUUGCUGUACAAGUUACCAUUAGUUUACACUGCUUCGUUGUUGAACACCAUUGAAGAUCAGUGUAAUGUAAGGUUAGUCACAAGCGCAUUUGUAAGAACUCACUUUGUACAAAUCUUUUAUAUUUUGCAUUCACUUUUCACCAAGACGUGAUGUCAGAUGUUUAGGUCAUCAAAGUAAAGUAUGGAGCCAUGCUCAUUGCUGUGAAAAAUACUCCCGGGAUGUACUCAACUUCCACAAAGACACGCUGUGUGUAUUGGCAGGCUAAUAAGAGAGAGGAAGAGAGAACUAAGAACUCCGAAGUGCAUUUAUCAAAUGAUCAAGUUUAGUACAAACCUGUGCCUUCCAAUGUAGCAUAGCGUUCAUUGUUCUCUGUUUAGGAGAUGCUUGCAGAGUGUGCAUAUUUUGUAUUCAUAAGUGUGCAGCUGUUUGCAUUUAAUUAUGUUUUCUUGUUUGAGACUUAACAGUUGACAUUAAACUCCAUG